Messenger RNA from Anolis carolinensis (green anole), 1543 nucleotides. It is a transcript of the gene c1qc, whose product is annotated as complement C1q C chain. The record is from RefSeq and is a predicted model, not a curated record. The transcript has 3 exons. NCBI's taxonomy places the organism in Eukaryota, Metazoa, Chordata, Lepidosauria, Squamata, Anolidae. The coding region runs from base 159 to 905 and encodes 248 amino acids. Gene Ontology annotation, molecular function: protein binding.
AAGGGAAGGCCCUCUGCGGCGUAAAGACAGGAAAAGGGAUGGGUCAGUUCUUCUCGGCCCUUCCAGGCCGUCAACUUCCCCAUUGAAAGUAAAAGAUUUGCAAAGACGAGAAGCUAAAUCCUUGCCUAGAGUGGGCAGAGACACAGAUCUAUCCAAGGAUGAAGAUGGACUUGGAUUCAAGGAGGCUUCUGGGAUGGAAAUUUGUCCUCGUUUCUCUCUUUCUGGCCGAUUUAUCUUCAGGAGCUGAACCUCCCCAAUAUUGUUACGGCAAUCCUGGGCUUCCUGGAGUGCCAGGCCCACCGGGCAAAGAUGGCCGGGAUGGCCAGAAAGGAUCCAAAGGAGAGCGAGGUGUCCCAGGCGUUUUUGGAAGCCAAGGUCCAAAGGGGGAGGCUGGACUUCCAGGUAUCCCUGGUCUGCCCGGGAAGAACGGGCCACGUGGCCCAACCGGACCUCCAGGAGACCCUGGUCUGGAGGGAGAGAAAGGCACGCCGGGCGAGCCGGGCGGCUACAAGCGCACCCAUCAAUCGGCCUUCACGGUAAUGCGCCAGACGGGCCAGCACCCUGCGAAGAACACCCCCGUGGUCUUCAACAAAGCUGUCACCAUCACCAACCAAGACUACGACGUCACCACGGGCAAGUUCACCUGCCGCGUCCCAGGCCUCUACUAUUUCGUCUACCACGCCUCCCAGACGGACAACCUCUGCGUCAACAUGUACCUGAACCGGGAGAAGGUGGCCAGCUUCUGCGACCACAUGACCAACCCCAAGCAAGUGAGCUCAGGAGGCCUCCUCCUCCAGAUGCAAGUGGGCCACCAAGUGUGGCUGGCGGUCAACGACUACAACGGCAUGGUGGGCAUCAGUGGGUCUGACAGCGUUUUCUCCGGGUUUUUGCUUUUCCCAGAUUAGGGCCCGAAUCUGAUUGGUUGUCCCCACAAUUGCUAACCCAUUUAAUCAGUGGCAUUUAGCAAUGUGUCAAGUGGCUUUACUCUCAUAGAUUUAAGUUCUUUAGAACUUCAGAACUCUCUUCUUCAGCUUCCUAUCCUCUAGUUCUAUUUCUAGAUCUGGACGUGUCAUCAACAAUAAAUCGGCGACCUAGAUGGGACUGUGUCUUCUCUCGAAUUGAUCACAUUGGCCAAUAGUGCUGUGCAAGGCUUCGGAAGUCUAUUUAGUAAUUUGGGGAUUUGUAUGAUUCGUUAGUACGGGAGCCCUCUGAAUCUUUACGAAAUUAAGCGAAAAUCUCCAAAAUGAAUUACUAAUCGGAUUUCCGCUGCUUCGUGCACCUCUAUUGGCCAACAUACAUUUUGUCUACGAAACUGGAGCUGAUGCGGUCUAUCCAAAGCAGUUUUCUGAAAAAACGAGCCAAAUAAUCCAGGAACGGGCCUAAAAACCAAGACACUCCCUCGCAACCCCUCCCGGGGUCCCGGCCCUCAGGUUGAGAAAUACUAACCUAUAUAUAUAUAUGAAUUACAGCCAAUAUUUCUCUACUCGUGUCCUCAGCUGUUCAGGGGACUAGAUGUUUAAUAAAUCUAUUAUUUGCUUCCUUU